GCGCUGUUCCCAGCGUGCAGCGCGGGCGCGCGGAGCAUGACGGGAUUUGUAGUGCCGAGUUUCCGUCAGGGCAUCGUCUCUGGGGAGGUGGUGUCGUGAGGGGAGGCUGUUUCUCGUCUCUUAAUGCCACGGCCGCGUCCACCCUGACCUUGGAGUGCGUCUCACUGGAAUGAGUGGGGCUUACUCGCGAGUAGGCAUGCAUAGAGGACACAAGUAUUCAUCAAGCUGUGACCUGUAAGAGUGAAGAUCCUAUAUUAUAUGGAUUCUAUAACAGAUCAUAAUUUUUAUUUAGAUAAAGUAUGGGUGCAGUGUGAGAACAGCAGCUGUUUAAAAUGGAGACUCUUACCACAUGAUGAUGCAACGCAUAUUGCUCCUAAUGAACCAUGGUAUUGUUAUAAGAAUCCUGAUCCUUGGUUUAACAACUGUUCUGUUUCUGAAGAACAUUUUCCAGGGGAGUCUCAAUUUCAAAAACAUGGAUUACAAUAUGUGUAUUCAAAGCUUCCUCUGGGAAGCUUAGUUUUGGUGAAAAUGUACCGGUGGCCAAGAUGGCCUGCCAUUAUUUGUCAUGAUCCUACUAAUGGACAGUAUGUAACAUACGACUCGGAUGGAGAUGCUGAAAGUCAUCAUGUAGAAUUCCUGGGAAAACCCCAUUCUAGGAUCUGGGCUGCUAUAAAAGACAUUAGCAUUUAUCCUAGCUCAUUUAAGGCAAAUGGAUACAAGAGGGGGAAAGUCUGGUAUGAGAGUGCAUUAGAAGAAGCAAACAAAUUGCUGCCCUGUUCUGUUCAGCAAAGGCUUGAAAUGUGCUACCUCUCAAAAAAGGACGCAGUAAAGAAUAAAGAGGCCAAAACCAAAUCUAACGUGAUUACUGGCAGAAAAAAUACAAGAAACUGGACAAAAACUUGUGGAGGGGAAAGUAGUUGCAGAAUUGGAAGAAAGAAAAGGAAAAUAACAUUAAGAAGCUCAUUUGAAAUAGCAGGCUCAGAAGAUGUAUUGUCAGAUGAAAAUCUAGUUGUUUCUGAGACAGAAAUGAUACUAAAAGAAUUGGACCACAUUCUCAAGCAUGUUGCAGCCCCCUCCUACCCACCUUUGGCAUCAUUUGUGGAUGGAGAGAACAAUAAUGGGAGAGAAGAGGUAGCUAACUUCUGCCUGGAGUAUACUGAAAAAAGGCCAAUGGAAAUCAACGCCCAAGAGGACUGUAUUAUAAUUGAUGGAAAAGCUUUCAAGGCUGGAGAGUGCAUUGAGAGUAUAACAGACAGGUUUAAGGAAAUAGAGUCUUUAAUGGCUGAAUUCCAAGACAGCUUGUAGCGCUGAUAAGAGAGAACCUAUUAUACUA
Molecule: messenger RNA, 1333 nt
Organism: Lacerta agilis (Sand lizard)
Lineage: Eukaryota; Metazoa; Chordata; Lepidosauria; Squamata; Lacertidae
Gene: ZCWPW2
Product: zinc finger CW-type and PWWP domain containing 2
Exons: 9
Coding region: 259-1305 (348 amino acids)
Cellular component (GO): nucleus
Molecular function (GO): zinc ion binding
Source: RefSeq, a predicted model, not a curated record